Oppia nitens is the source of this 798-nucleotide messenger RNA. Its product is annotated as putative phosphatidate phosphatase. The transcript is spliced from 3 exons. The record is from RefSeq and is a predicted model, not a curated record. Bases 1 to 798 code for a protein of 265 amino acids. Gene Ontology annotation, biological process: phospholipid dephosphorylation; signal transduction; phospholipid metabolic process. Gene Ontology annotation, molecular function: phosphatidate phosphatase activity. NCBI's taxonomy places the organism in Eukaryota, Metazoa, Arthropoda, Arachnida, Sarcoptiformes, Oppiidae.
AUGGCAAACUGUACAGUAUUAGUAAGUACUGUAAUUAUCUUUUUUUUAUUACUUGAACCAAAAGACAAUGGUUUCAACUGUAAUGACACGUCUAUUAGACAACCUUUUAUCAAACUGCAGGUAUCGAUGGCACAGUUAUUAUCCAUUUCGGUAGGACUUCCCAUCAUUGCUAUAGUGGUCAUUGAAAAGUUUAUCUCAAAAAUAUCCAAAACUAAUAACAAAUUAAUUAUAUAUCACAAUAUCAUUGCCUUUAUCUUUGGUUUAUUCUUUAACUUUUUGUUGGUAAUGAUUAUGAAGAAUCUGUUUGGACGACUCAGACCUCAUACCAUCCGAUUCUGUAAUGCAGAUCAUUAUUGUCCAGAAGGUUUUAUUGAUAAACACAUCGAGACGUUUGAAUGCCGUAACGAUGACUAUCCCAUGAGAUAUAAGAGGAACGUUAGACAUAGUUUCUAUUCAGGACACGCAUCCAUUGGCUUAUAUGCCGGUGCUUUUCUUAUACUUUACUUGAGAUCCAAAUUGAGACCAAAACAUAAUUUAUGGAAAUAUAUUUUGAAAUCACUGUAUCUGAUUAUAGCCAUUACUUCGACAUACCCGGGAUAUACACAAUGGAAAAACUAUUGGCAUUUCUCCAGUGAUGUCUUAACAGGUUAUGCUAUUGGCAUUGUAUCAGCAAUCAGUAUAUAUAAACUAUUUUUGAGUAAUACAAUCAGUGAUCAUCAAUUGAUUGAUAAAAACAAUGCAAAUAAUUACAUUCCUCUCAAUAAAUUAUUAACAACUACCAUAUCAUUUAAUCGAUAG